Messenger RNA from Echinostoma caproni, 261 nucleotides. Lineage: Eukaryota; Metazoa; Platyhelminthes; Trematoda; Plagiorchiida; Echinostomatidae. The record is from the annotation of a GenBank genome assembly.
AUGAUGGAUCGGAUGACCGAGGAUACUAGUCAUUCUGAUUCCGAUCUGAUCGAUAACGAUGUUGAAGAAGAUGAGUAUGACGAAGAUGAUGAGUUGGAAGAUGUUGAUGAUGGUAUGAGUGAAUUUUGCGGUCGAAAAUAUCCAGAUUGUGCGGUGCUUCCGGGACUUCGAUUCGCUACUGAUACGGUCCCGAACACUGCACUCACAAGCCUAGAGCACAUUGUGUCUCGUGCUACGGUUACUCCAUUACCCGGUCAAUAA